Molecule: messenger RNA, 565 nt
Organism: Solanum lycopersicum (tomato)
Lineage: Eukaryota; Viridiplantae; Streptophyta; Magnoliopsida; Solanales; Solanaceae
Product: probable receptor-like protein kinase At5g59700
Biological process (GO): protein autophosphorylation
Cellular component (GO): plasmodesma; plasma membrane
Molecular function (GO): transmembrane receptor protein tyrosine kinase activity; ATP binding
Source: RefSeq, a predicted model, not a curated record
AUCAGAGGUUCCUCAAGCCUUCUGUUUUUGUAUACAUAUAUUUGUGAUUUUCAUCUAUCAUGCUUACUGUUAGGAGUUCAUAUUGCUUGAUGAGAAUUUUGUGGCAAAAAUUACUGAUUUUGGACGAUUCAAGAAAGCUUGAUCAAACCCAUGUUACCACAAUAGAAAAGGGAACUUUUGGUUAUCUUGACCCUGAAUAUUAUCAAACUAGUCUGCUGACAGAAAAAUCUGAUGUUUAUUCUUUCGGUGUUGUUUUAUUAGAAGUUCUUUGUGCUAGGCCUGCGCUGGAUUCACCUCGUUCGAGGGAGAUGGUCAGCUUAGUUAAAUGGGCAAAGGAGUGUCAGACGAACGGACAGUCAAAACGAAUUAUAGAUCCCAAUCUUGUUGGCAAAAUAAGACCAGAUUCCCUCGGGAGGUUUGGAGAAACAGCGGUGAAAUGCUUAGCUGAAACUGGCGUAGACUGGCCAUCAAUGGGUGAGGUGCUGCAGAAACUGGACUAUGCACUUCAUCUCUAAGAGCCUGUCAUUCAAGAAAACACUGCCAUCCCUAUUCGCGAGCAAAUCAA